Messenger RNA from Oreochromis aureus, 1517 nucleotides. Its product is annotated as calpain-1 catalytic subunit-like. Gene Ontology annotation, biological process: proteolysis. Gene Ontology annotation, molecular function: calcium-dependent cysteine-type endopeptidase activity. The transcript is spliced from 12 exons. Gene Ontology annotation, cellular component: cytoplasm. The coding region runs from base 15 to 1517 and encodes 500 amino acids. The record is from RefSeq and is a predicted model, not a curated record. NCBI's taxonomy places the organism in Eukaryota, Metazoa, Chordata, Actinopteri, Cichliformes, Cichlidae.
UCUUCAUCAUCAUCAUGGCUAAAUCUGAAACUUGUCUCAUCAACUUGCGUUACCAGGAUGGCAGCGAGGGAAGCCCCUCCAACCCUGCCAAGUUCAGAAAUCAAGACUUUGCCCAGAUAAAAGCUGACUGCCUCCGCAAAGGAGAACUGUUUGUGGACAAUGCGUUCCCACCUAACAGUAAUUCUUUGGGUGACGUGUCUGGUUUGAGUGAAGUGAAAUGGCUUCGACCUGCAGAUUUACUGAGAGAACAAGGAAACAAUGAUAAGCCUGCUUACUGUACAGAUGGUAUGUCACGAUUUGACUUUGCACAAGGCUCAUUGGGUAACUGCUGGUUUUUGUCUGCAAUGUCUGCACUGACCUUCCAAAAAAACCUGAUGGAACAAGUUGUGCCAAUGGACCAGUCCUUUGAGGAUUAUGCAGGAAUAUUUCACUUCAGGUUCUGGAGGUUUGGAAAGUGGGUAGAUGUUGUCAUUGAUGAUUAUCUGCCAACGAUCAACAAACAGUUUCUGUCUGUGUCCUCAAAAUGUCAAAAUGAGUUCUGGGCUCCUCUGCUGGAGAAGGCAUAUGCCAAAGUUUGCGGUUCAUACGCAGACAUGCAUGGUGGGUCAUCAUCGGAUGCCUUCAAAGAUUUCACUGGAGGUUUGUACCACUGUCACGAUUUCAAGAAACCCAAUGCACCGAGCCAUGAUGAGCUUUGGCUGACACUAAGCAGAGCCACUGAGUGCAAAUCAUUGAUUUGCUCUAUGACUGGGGAAGAGGCAGAUAAAUUGGCCAACACUGGACUGGCAGAUGGGCAUGGCUAUUCUGUCACAGGCAUCACUGAGGUGAAGUUAAACGACUCCAAAGUAAGACUGGUGCGAGUCAUGAAUCCAUGGGGCGCAGGGGAGUGGAACGGAAAAUGGAGCGACAAGUCAGAUAUGUGGGACAAAGUAGAGCCAGAAGUUCGAAAAAUGUGUUUCGACCGUGACGAUGGGGAGUUCUGGAUGGAGUUUGAAGACUUCUGUUCCCAUUUUCGGGAGGUAACCAUCUGCUCUGAGACCCCUAACUUUCUUGAUGGUGACUUUAAAUGUCAGUGGAAAUGCAUGAUUUAUGACGGCAGCUGGGUAGCAGGGAUCUCUGCAGGUGGCAAGUGGGAUGAACCCACCUUUGCAACAAACCCUCAGUAUCGCAUCCAGGUGAGCGUUAUUGACAAGGAGGAGCCAGAAGACAAAAAUGUCUUGGUCUCCCUGAUGCAGAAACCUCUUCAGGAGCAUCGCAGACAGAUGAAAAUCGAAGAGGUUGUAGUUCUCAUCUAUAAGGUACCACCAGGGACCCCACAAGGACGCCUGGGAUCUGAGUUCUUUAACACCAAUAGUACUGUAAAGCGACCAACCCGUUAUCAAGGUUUCAUAGAGGUGAUUCAACUCUACAGUCUGGAACCUGGAGAGUAUGUGAUCGUCCCGUUCACAUAUGAACCCAACAUCACUGCAGACUUUGUUCUUACUGUCUACACCAAAGCUGAUGCCAAGAUCAGGUAA